This is a messenger RNA of Salvia miltiorrhiza (redroot sage), 1429 nucleotides long. Its product is annotated as probable cytokinin riboside 5'-monophosphate phosphoribohydrolase LOGL10. Lineage: Eukaryota; Viridiplantae; Streptophyta; Magnoliopsida; Lamiales; Lamiaceae. The transcript is spliced from 8 exons. Gene Ontology annotation, molecular function: hydrolase activity, hydrolyzing N-glycosyl compounds. Gene Ontology annotation, cellular component: nucleus; cytosol. The record is from RefSeq and is a predicted model, not a curated record. The coding region runs from base 215 to 1072 and encodes 285 amino acids. Gene Ontology annotation, biological process: cytokinin biosynthetic process.
UAGUGAUGAGUGAUGAGAAGAAGGCAGCAAUGCAAUACGAUAAAAGCUAGUAAAAGUGAUUGUCAGAUUUACCCAAUAGGAUGGCCAACAACUUGCUUCCCCUUUUCUCUCUACAUUUCAACAUCUCUUCAUUAUUCACUCCUCUCUCUCUCUCUCUCUCUCUCUCUCUCUCUAAUAAGCUCUAGAGAGAGAUGAGAAAGAGAGAGAGUUGGGAAUGGGGCACUAUUGGGUAAUGUUGGGGUCUUCUCCAACACAAAAGAGGUACUUAAGCAGACAAAAGGUAGUGUUUGGAGAUAAAAGGCUCAAGGGGUUUUGCCCUAUCCCCAUAUAUAUACCCAAACCCUCCUUGCUUCUGCUUUUCCAUACACAAUAUCUCUCUAUUAUUCCUUCCUGCAAACUCUCUCUCUCUCUCUCUCUCUCUCUCCAAAAGAUGGAAGGUAUCAUGAUGCCCUCAAGAAAGUUCAAGAGAAUCUGUGUUUUCUGUGGAAGUAGAGCAGGUAACAAACCAUCAUUCACUGAUGCAGCUCUUCAGCUUGGCAAACAACUGGUUGAAAGGAAGAUUGAUCUUGUUUAUGGUGGAGGAAGUGUAGGAUUGAUGGGCUUGGUCUCCAAAACUGUCUUUGAUGGUGGCUGUCAUGUUUUGGGAAUAAUUCCUAAAGCUCUAGUGGCACAUGAGAUAUCUGGAGCAAGUGUUGGAGAAGUAAUAAUUGUGGCAGAUAUGCAUAAAAGAAAGGCACAAAUGGCCAAAAAUGCUGAUGCUUUCAUUGCCCUUCCUGGUGGUUAUGGAACCAUGGAGGAAUUGUUAGAGAUUAUUGCUUGGUCUCAGUUGGGAAUUCAUGACAAACCAGUGGGAUUGUUGAAUAUUGAUGGAUACUAUAAUAGCUUGCUUGCAUUGUUUGACAAGGGAGUGGAGGAAGGCUUCAUUGAGGAUUCAGCAAGAAAUAUAGUUGUCUUGGCAGACUCACCAGACCAGUUGAUCAACAAAUUGGAGGAAUAUGCACCAGUGCAUGAAGCAGUGGCACCUAGACAAAGUUGGAUAGUUGAUGAUCAAUGGGCAACUACAAGUGGAUGAUAUAUAUUAAUUAAUUAAUAUAAAAUUUGAGUUAGUCUUGGUUGAGGAUUUUGAAGGAGUUAGUCAGAGGUUUCAAGGAUGCAGGAAGAAAUGAUUUUAAAAUUAGACUUAAAAUUAAUGUAUUUUUGGAAAAAUUGUAUCGUUUGAUGCAACUUACUCCACCAUAUAUAUGAGGUAUGUUUGAUUCAUUUUAUUUCUACCAUUUAUGUUAGUUAAUCACUGGCAUAUGUAUUUAGUUUGGUUUGUUUGUUAUGGUGCGUUCAAUAAUUAAUUUAUCAAUAACGAUAAAUGUAGAUAUGUUUUAAUUUCCUAUGCUUCAAUACGUAUACGUAUGAAAACGGUGAAAACCUUGUAGCA